AUGGAAAGUGAAGCGAAAAAUGUGAUUCGAGUUGGUUCGAGAAAAAGUGAGCUGGCUCUGAUACAAACCAACUAUGUUAUUGACAGCCUGAAAAAAGUACACCCUGAAAAGGAAUUCACCGUAGUUACCAUGACAACGCUGGGAGACCGUAUACUAGACGUGUCGUUGCCGAAAAUAGGAGAGAAGUCUUUAUUCACCAAAGACCUUGAAGACGCACUGAGGAAUGAUACAGUGGACUUCGUGGUGCAUUCCCUGAAGGACCUGCCUACCACCUUACCCGAUGGGCUGGCUAUUGGUGCUGUAUUUGAAAGAGAAGACCCGAGAGACGCAUUGGUUCUUCGAGAGGACUUCAAAGACCACACACUGGCUACAUUGCCUGAAGGAUCUGUUAUAGGUACAUCGUCACUACGUCGCACCGCUCAACUGCGCGGUUCGUACCCGCAGUUGUCUGUCGCAGACGUGCGCGGCAACCUUAACACCCGACUACGCAAACUGGACACGUCUGGACAAUACGCCGCGCUACUAUUGGCCAGCGCUGGCUUACAACGCAUGGGAUGGAAGGAUCGGAUAUCUAAGGUUUUGCCUUGCGCGGACAUGAAAUACGCAGUAGGACAGGGUGCCCUGGCCGUGGAGUGUCGGUCGGACAACACGAACAUUCUGAACAUGUUGGCGCCCUUCAACCAUCCAGAGACUUACUGCAGGAUCCUCGCGGAGAGGAGCUUCCUAAAGACUUUGGGUGGAGGUUGCAGCGCUCCGGUUGGCGUCUCUACGACCCUCAAGCCAGUAGACUCCCAGUUCAGACUGUCCCUAACUGGAGCAGUUUGGAGUAUGGACGGCAAAACCAAACUAGACCACACCCUUCAACAAACAUUCACACAAAUCCGACGCACACAGAAACACAAACUUAGUCCCACAGAAGAAUCAGAAUGCAAAAAAGUUAAAAUAGACAAUGGUGAGUCCAAAAAUGAAAUCCUAAACCCUAAUGAAGUACUUAAAGAUAAUAUUGUAGGUAAAUCUGUUAGUCAAGAUAAAGAGGGCGACAGUGACAAUCGCAUUUUCUGCGGGUUAACUGUAAACACAACUAUACCCGUAGAUGUUAUAAUCAAAUGUGAUAAUCUAGGUAAAGAUGUAGCCAACGCCCUCAUUGAGAAAGGUGCUCUAGAUGUCAUGAAAGUCACUCAAGAUAUCAUAAGAAGUUCCACAGCCGCUAAAAUAUCAUGA
This is a messenger RNA of Spodoptera littoralis (African cotton leafworm), 1221 nucleotides long. NCBI's taxonomy places the organism in Eukaryota, Metazoa, Arthropoda, Insecta, Lepidoptera, Noctuidae. The record is from the annotation of a GenBank genome assembly.